This is a messenger RNA of Miscanthus lutarioriparius, 1485 nucleotides long. NCBI's taxonomy places the organism in Eukaryota, Viridiplantae, Streptophyta, Magnoliopsida, Poales, Poaceae. The record is from the annotation of a GenBank genome assembly.
AUGCUAUUCAACAUCCCACACUGCAAAUCACAAGCUCCUGUAACCGCCGCCGCCGCCGUCGCAGCUAUCUCCAGCCCCCGCUUCUCCUCCGCGUCACUGCCCCUGCCCCUGCCGGCGCUGGUUCCGCCGCCGCCUCCAACUCCGCUGCCUGAGGAGAGCCCGUUCACCGCGCUGCUCGCCUCUGAUCCCGCGCCGCCUGAGCCUCUCCGCCAGGUGCUCGCCACGGGCGACGUCCACGCCGCGCUCCGCGGCCUCCCGGGCCUCGCGCGCCAGCUGUUCCGGUGGGCGGAGGCCACCCCGCGCGGCUUCCCCCGCUCCGCCUCCGCGUUCGCCGCCGUCCUCGUCCCGCUCGCCCACGCCAACCACAUCCGGGCCGCCUACCCCGUCUCGCUCCGCGCCCUGCACCUCGGCCUCCUCCUCCCUGUCCUGUCGCUCCUCCUCGCCGCUCCUCUAUCUCCCGCCCUGCGCUCCCUAUUGAGCCUCCUCCUACGCCUGUCCGCCAAGUUCUCGACGGAACGCGAGGCUCGUGACGCCACGCCCGCCGCCUGUUCGACGCUGUGCCUCGCCGCCUUUCGCGUGGUGGCGGGCCACGGCGUGGCCCCAGAUGUCAGGGACUGCAACCGCGUGCUGCGCGUGCUCCGUGACGCGGCCAGGUGGGACGACGUCCGUGCUGUAUACGGAGAGAUGCUCCAGCUCGGGAUUGAGCCGACCAUUGUCACAUACAACACUUUGCUGGAUUCUUUCCUGAAGGAGGGGAGGAAGGACGAGGCUUCCAUGCUGCUCAAGGAGAUGGAAACCCAGGGGGGUGGUUGCUUGCUGAAUGAUGUCACGUACAAUGUGGUGAUUAGUUUCUUGGCCAGAGAAGGUCAUCUGGAGGACGCGGCGAAGCUGGUUGACAGCAUGCGGCUGUCAAAGAAAGCCUCAUCCUUUACCUAUAACCCACUUAUCACUGCGUUGCUUGAAAGGGGUUUUGUACAAAAGGUUGAAGCUUUGCAGAUGGAGAUGGAGAAUGAGGGCAUUAUGCCUACAGUGGUGACAUACAAUGCCAUCAUUCAUGGGCUGCUUAAAAGUGAGCAGGUAGAGGCUGCGCAGCUGAAAUUUGCGGAAAUGAGAGCAAUGGGCUUACUGCCAGACCUGAUCACGUACAAUUCUUUGCUAAAUGGAUAUUGUAAGGCAGGUAACUUGAAGGAGGCUCAUUGGUUGCUUGGCGAUUUGAGGCGUGCAGGUUUAGCGCCAACAGUUUUGACAUAUAACACUCUUAUAGAUGGUUAUUGUAGAUUAGGUGAUUUAGAGGAAGCUAGGAGAUUGAAAGAGGAAAUGGUAGAGCAGGGGUGUUUUCCUGAUGUUUGUACAUAUACAAUUCUCAUGAAUGGUUCACAUAAGGUGAGGAACCUUCCUAUGGCAAGAGAGUUCUUUGAUGAGAUGCUGAGCAAAGGUUUGCAGCCAGAUUGCUUUGCCUAUAACACAAGGAUCUGUGCGAGCUAA